AUGUCUAUUCAACACCUCCCUCCCGAAAUCGUCGACUUCAUUCUGGAACUACUGGUUGAGAACGCGCCUGACGGCCAUUCGAUCUCCCUAGCCCGAUGCAGUCUCGUCUGUCGCACCUUUCGUCCUACUUCCCAACGCCUUCUCUUCAGAUCUAUCUCAUUAAAGGUCAUCCUGGCGUCAAAGAUACCUCCGCUCAUCGACACUCUUAAAUCCAACCCCGAUACCUUUGGGUCAUACGUCCAGAAGCUCAGCCUCACGCCUCUGCGCUGGUCCAGCGUCGGAGGAACCCAGAGGGUCACAGUAUAUCCCAACGACAUCGACAGGGAGAAUAGCCCUCUCAACACCUUUGUCGACAUCGUCCCUAACCUGAAGCACAUACGCAUCGAUGCAAGCGCAGGCUCGUGGGCGACUUUCCCUUCCCGAAUGAAGGAGCAUAUCGAGGGAAUUGUCAAUGGUACUAUACCAAGUCAAGUCGACUCGUUGGAAUUCUUUUCCGUUCCUGACCUUCCCCCUGGUCUAUUACUCUCUGCAUCUCGCAUCAAGUCUGUCACCAUCUCGGACGGUGUACAAGUCCAACCUCGAGAUUUGCGCGCGUUCCUCCAGAACGUCACUUCGAAUUCAUCGUCAGGCGCAGAAGUUUCUUCAUCUACAAUCACCCUUUCGCUCCAGUCAUUGAACUUCAGGUCCCUAUUCUUCCCACCAAGUCUGUUCACCAUCAGCCCUUCGGUGCUUGCCAAUCUUACAACACUUUCGGUGAAGAUAAGCAGCCGUAACUUCCCGCCUGCGAUUGUCGCCGCACAGGGCAUGCUCGACGCGUGUAACGGCUCUCUCGAAACGCUUGACAUACAGUGGAGGAUGAAUCGACACUGGAACUUCAGUGCCGUCGGAACACUGGACCUCAGGGGGUUCAAAUCGCUGAAACACUUGAAGCUUCAAACGAAUAGCGUCGAGUCUAUUCUACCCGCCUCACUCGAGUACUCCGACCUCGCCCUGUCGCCAAAGGACCAAGCAGACCCCCGACCUUUCAAACUCCUCGUCGAUACUUUGGCCUCCAUCGGGUCUCCAUCCUCCCUCCAGAGCCUUGAAAUAGCCAUAGAGGGCUUGCUCUCGGUCGAGGGAGACGAAAUACCUCCUCUUCAUCGGCGCACAAACCCUACUUUCUUCAUGAGACCUCUCGCAGAGUCGGUCAAGGCAUGUUGGGAUGACCUGGACGAGAUGCUCUCGAGCAUCACCAAGUUUCCGACUCUCCGAACUGUGGACCUCAACUUCGACGAGAUGAGUACCGCCGGUACUGCAGUCUGCCCAGUGAUUUACUACCUCGAACUUACGGUGCCAGAUGGACGAGCUACCGUCAGAAUUUUGGAAUACAUUCUCGAAGAAUUCACAGAGACCCUCUACAACGACCUCGCCAACUGCAGCCUCGUGCCCCGUGCCUUCCGUGCGCCUGCUCAAUCGCUGCUCUUUCGGUCGAUCUUUCUGCUGGAAACAGCCGAGAAAACACGAAAACUUACUACCGCACUGAAUAAUAGUCCAGAACAACUAUCUCUGCACGUACGCAGCCUAGAAAUUUGGGUUCCAGCUGACAGACCUAGCGACAGCCCUCCUUACGAAGCGUUGGCUGGUACUGAGCUUCCCAAUCUCUGGAAACUAGCAGUCGGAACGCCGACCUCCCGAGACUGUACCCGACUCAGAUCACUGUCUCUUCAAGGCUUUGACCAUCUUCCUCCCUCCAUCCUUCAUACGGGCCCAACCCUCACGGAACUUGCCCUUAACCGGACUGCCUUCAGUACUGAAACGCGUGGUGACCUCAGUAUCACCAUUGACGACGGCGCGCCCACAACGACCAAUCUCUGUCAACCAAGAUCGAUAAAACUCAGUUGGCUCCAGCGCAACAUCCUCUGCUUCGACCCCAAGGUCUUCUCAAAGCUCCAAACGAUUGCGAUUGAGUCUACUUCCAAUGGUCAAUUGGACUACCAACAGAUGAGCCAUGCGCUCCUGGAAUCUGCAAACUCCGUCACCGCCGUAAAGUUUGUACUUGUGCCAUUUCUUUCAACUGCCUUCCACAACCCAGCACUGGCAGACCUUGGGUCAUUUAGGAACUUGACUUCCCUUACGUUCACGACUAAUUGCGGAUUUGAAGUGCGCCAUAUUUCAACCAUCAGCAACACCCUCUCCACCCUUCACACCGACAUCCCACUGCGAGAACUCGAGGUGCGGUUCCAAGAUCACUCUGAAUUCUAUGGGAAUGCAUAUCAAGGGCUAAUGCACAUCCCGUUCAUGACGCCUGUGCGCGUUGAGUAUGUUGCAGCUUGGAAGAAGUUGGACGCGACCAUUUCGUCGCUUGCGCGCGACUUGAGGUCGACCUUGUCGGAAAUAUCUAUUUUCUUCACGGUUAGUUUGCUGAUAUCUCCUAGUAUCAACUUGGGCAGGCCCCAGAACGAACAAGUUGGAUGGCCUGUGCAUUGCGGGAGGCUUCGGGAGACGCUGGUGCCUCGUGGGGAACUGUUUCCCGAGACCUCCAAGCGCGAGAUAUUUCAUUUCGACUUCGAGGUUCUGAAGUUCUAG
Coprinopsis cinerea okayama7#130 is the source of this 2565-nucleotide messenger RNA. RefSeq lists its product as hypothetical. Bases 1 to 2565 code for a protein of 854 amino acids. The transcript has 6 exons. The record is from RefSeq and is a predicted model, not a curated record. NCBI's taxonomy places the organism in Eukaryota, Fungi, Basidiomycota, Agaricomycetes, Agaricales, Psathyrellaceae.